Molecule: messenger RNA, 2399 nt
Organism: Heterotrigona itama
Lineage: Eukaryota; Metazoa; Arthropoda; Insecta; Hymenoptera; Apidae
Source: the annotation of a GenBank genome assembly
AUGACAGCAGUAAAUUCUAAAAACAUGUAAGAAGUUGUACGAAACUGAUUAAUACAGUUUCUAAUAAUUCUAUUUCUAAUAAAUAAAAAUAAAAUAAAAUUCAUUAUAUUAUUUCUUUAAUUAUCACUGCAAAAGUCAUUACGUCAUUGCGGGAAAAAAAUGUAAUAAGAAAUUUUAAAAUAAAAUUGUAAAACCAGUCAUUUUGACUAAUGUGGUAGUUCGAGUGUUAAUUAAGAAACUGCUAAAACAUUUGUUAACAUAGGAAAGACAUAUAUACGGAAAAGAAAAAUUUAGAAGAUUUCAAUCAAUACUUAAUGCUGGAGUCAAUUACUUUAUGUUAAUUUAAUAGUUAAUGAAAUUGGAACAAUCUUUAAGAGUCUCUCAAUUACUUUUCAAUCUCAAAGUUUCAAUUAUUGAGUUCCAAACAAAAAAUAAUAUUUUAUCAAUCUGCUGAAUUCGACUUAUUUUCGCCGUGUUGUUAUUAGAUUUUAUGUAAAAUUUAUAACAAAACUUCAUUCUUUAUUAGGAUCUUUCACAAAAUUAUAGCAGAUGACUUUUUCUCUACAAUUUUAUUGUUUUUGCUUUUUAUAAUUUUUGAAUAUUAUUGAAUGAAUCAGUGUGAUCAACGUAAUGAAUCUAAAAGAAAUUUUAAAUGUUACUCUCAAAUGCAUCUAAUUUCAAAUGUUAACCUCACAUGAUCUUGACACAUGAGAUCCUGAGUCUAAUAUUUUUACAAUAUUGUUUUAGUAAUUUUGCAAAGAUGGAGAAGUGGAUACACGAAAAUUUAUCCGAAAUUUUUGAUUUUCCAGUAUCAAUAGAAUUUGCAAAGUAAGAAAAUUACAUCAAAAUGAAAGGAUAUUUCCUUGAUGUGAUUUAAAUAAUAAUAAUAUUCCUUGAUGAUAUUCCCUGAUGAUGAUAAUAUCAUAUAAUGUAUUUGUUUCAGAAUCAUAAUGAAAAUGGAAAACGAAAGAGACUUGGAUGACUAUUUGCUAUCUCUUUUAGAUUAUACUAAUGGAAAACAUAGGCAGUUUAUUUCAGAAUUGAAAAAACGACAAGCUUUAAGUAAAGAUCAAAGUAAAUAUAAAAAAGAAAAUGAUGUAGAUAAUGGAAAAAAAAAGCAAAAUGAGAAAAAAAAAGGAAAAGUAAAAGGAAAAGAGAGCAAAGAAAAUAAACAGGUAGAUAUAAAUGUAAUUGCGAAACAAAAGAACAUCCACUAAUUAAUAAUUGUCUCAGCUGUGGUAGAAUAGUCUGUGCUCAAGAAGGAGCUGGUCCUUGCUUUUUUUGUAAAGAACUUGUAUGUUCUCAGGAAGAACAAACCAUUCUUUCUAGUAAUACUAAACAAGCUGAUCUGUUAUACAAUAAAUUAAUAAAUCAAAAAACUAAUAAGAAUCUGGAAGAAUCAAUAAAACAGAGAGAUAAACUUUUGGAAUAUGAUCACAAUGGAAUACAAUGCACAAAAGUAAUUGAUGAUGAAUGUGACUAUUAUCAAUCAAAUAGUACAUGGUUAACAGAUAAACAACGAGAAAAGUCAAAGAAGUUAGAAGAAGAAAUACAUGAAAGAAAGCAUAUGUCUCGUUUAAAUAGAAAAAUCUAUGCUACUAUUGAUUUCACAGGUAGAGAAGUAAUUGAAGAAAAUGCAACGGAAAAUUUUGAGAAAUUCAGUGAAGAAUAUUUGCAAGAUGUAUCUGAAUCAUUUAGUGAAAUAGAAAGUAAUAUUUGUCCACAUAUAGAAUUUAAUCGCCCAAUGUAUAUAGAAUCAAAUGAAUUGCAACCACGAACAAAAGAGAUCAUUUCUUUUAACACAAGAAAUAUUAUUCAAGAUAAAGAAUAUUUAGAAAUGUCUGAUCCUGGUUUAUGUUUGAGUAUGCAUCAACCUUAUGCAUCUUUAUUAGUAGCUGGAAUAAAAGUUCACGAAGGUCGUACAUGGUAUUCAUCACAUAGAGGAAGAUUAUGGAUUGCUGCAACAUCAAAAAUACCAACUAAGGAAGAUAUUUCAAAUAUAGAACAGUGUUAUCGUGUUUUAAAAAAUGAAAAACUAAUGUUUCCAGAAAUUUAUUCAACUGGUUGCUUAUUAGGAUGUGUAACUGUUGUUGAUGUUUUAACACAAGAAGAAUAUAAAAAAUCUUAUCCAGAUGGAGAAAGUGAUAGUCCUUAUGUUUUCAUAUGUGAAAAUUUUUUUACAUUGCCAAUUAAAUUUCCAAUACAAGGAAAACAUAAAAUUUGUAGGUGAAUCUUUUAAACUGAUACCACAAGCAUCACAGACUGAGACAUUUUUCUCAUUUACUAAUGUACAUUGUGGGCAUUCUUUUCCACCACUUGCUAAUGGUUUAUCUUCGUUUCCUUUGUGCCUAGAUUUUCCACACAUUUCACAAAUUUCUUUUGAUGAAAAAUUAAGAUAG